AUGUCAGCUCAAUACCCAUCGCUCAGACGAGCUCAGACGGACCUUCCUGCGCAGUCCACCAGCCCAUUACGACAAGACUCCACGGCGUCCACCAAUUCAUCCGCAUAUUCCGUCGCAUCCAGCUCAUUUGCUCCCAGUCGCACCAGCACAGUCUCUUCCAAUGGGUCAAUAGGUAGCAAUCUAGGCCACUUCCGAGGGAAGAGUGAAGCAAGCAGCAAAAGCUCUGUAGCCACCGUGACGGACACAAUGGAGCGGGGGAAUCGUCCAAACGCUGGGACUACAUACGAUAGCAUUCGCCGAUCUCUGCGCCCGCUGCAACAAGUUUCCAAUGGUACAUCGUCUGCAGCGAACGCUGGUGGUUACCGGCAUGCGCGGAGCCACACUGUCGACGAGACCCAGCCAUGGAAAGAGCAUCGACCUAGCACUCCUGAAUCGCGUCUGCAGGAAAACGAGUCGCCGCGUCGCAGAUUGUCUUUUUACGACGCGCAGACACCCACACCCACCUCCCCUCACCAAUGGUCCCCCGUGCCUGGGACGUCGCGUCCCUCAUCUCCACAAAAGACGACUCCACACAGCCCUCACCCGCCCCAGUUAACUGCUGCACUAUCGGGUCCUGAGUUGGAGACCUUCCAAAAAUCCUCCACAGGCCAUCUGAGGACCCUAUCUAAAUUUGCACAAUCCGGCGAGACCGAUGAAUUUCAAUUCAACACACCGGCAGGUUCCGUGACCGGUCUCGAAGGUCGGCGCCGCCUGAAGCGAGCAGACUCCACAGCUGGAAGGCCGGGCUCAGUAUCACCCGUCAAGCCCAAGGUGUCCUCGUGGGCAGCUGGCAACUGGAUGGAUCAACAGCGACAAUUCAUCCAGGCCUACGAAUAUCUGUGUCAUAUCGGAGAAGCCAAGCAGUGGAUUGAAGAUGUCAUCCACAAGCAAAUUCCUGCCAUUGUUCAAUUGGAAGAAGGGCUACGGGAUGGCGUUACGUUGGCGGAGGUUGUGCAAGCCAUGUAUCCAGGCAAACCCCUUCGAAUCUUCCGAAACCCAAAGUUGCAAUACCGCCACUCCGACAACAUCGCCCUCUUUUUCAGAUUCCUCGAUGAGAUUGAGCUACCGGAACUGUUUCGCUUUGAGUUGAUCGAUUUGUACGAAAAGAAGAAUCUUCCUAAGGUCAUACACUGUAUCCACGCGCUAUCGUGGGCACUCUUCAAGAAUGGCAUGUUAGACUUCCGAAUGGGUAACUUGGUCGGUCAGCUUGAAUUCGAACAUCAUGAGCUCGAAAAAACUCAGAAGGGAUUGGACAAGUCUGGCGUCAGCAUGCCCAGCUUCGCAGGAAUGGCCGCCAACUUCGGCGCCGAGCCCGAACCCGAGCCCGAGCCAGUUGAGUCUGAAGAAGAGCGCAUUGAUCGAGAACUGCAAGAAAAUGAAAGUGCGAUCUGCGACUUUCAGUCCCAAAUUCGAGGCGCCAUGUUGCGCUUGCAGCUGGGAAACACGAUGGGGGGUCUUUGGGACUUCGAGCCUCUUUUGAUUGAACUUCAGUCCCGCCUGCGUGGUGAUUGGGCUCGCCAAAUUAGUCAAUAUCGCUUGAACAUGCUUCAGUUCUCGGUUGGAUUACAAUCAAUCAGCAGAGGUUUCAUCGUGCGUCGCCGGCAACAAGAUGACGGGCAGUGGCGUAAAGCCCAAGAAGCGGAUAUUCUCCAAUUUCAAAGUCUCAUUCGCGGCUCCAAAGCCCGCGUCGAAGCCAAUCACCUGCGAACCCAGACCCGAAGAGAAGAGUCCGGGAUCAAACAGAUCCAGGCAGCAAUCAGAGGCGCAUUGUCACGCAACAAUGUUGCCGACCAAUACGAGCAGUACCAAGAGAGCGGAAAUGAAGUCACGUUGUUCCAGGCUGCUAUUCGUGGUGCUCUUCAACGCAUGACCGUCGCCAACCAAUACGAACAGGUUCAUCAGGCCGGUGGCGAAGUACUGUCGCUUCAAGCUGUCAUCCGCGGUGCUAUGCAGCGCAAGCAAAUGCAAGCCCAGUCCCAAGAAGUUAGCCGAGCCGGCAUCGCUGUGAAAUCACUCCAAGCCGCCAUGAGAGGUGCUUUGCAACGAACGAGAAUCAAUACUCAAUCCAACGAGGUUAAGCAGAUUGAAACCCCCGUAAAGUCUCUUCAAUCUGUCAUUCGAGGAUCAAUCGCCCGCCAAAACAUCUCAGAUAUGAAGACCUUGCUCAGCAAAGAAGCGUCCCAUGUCACUACAAUUCAAUCAUACAUCCGGGCUCUGAUCGCCAAAGAUCGCCAGACCCAGCUACUGCAUGCACUGGAAGAGACCGAAGAGGAGUGCACGGCCCUGCAAGCUAUUCUGCGUGCUGCUGCCGUGCGAACAUCAACUUCAGCCCUCCUUAGCGAGCUUUCCGAACAUGUGUCACCAGUGGUGGAUCUUCAGGGAAUUUUGCGUGGCCAAGCCGUGAGAGCGUCAUUGAAUGCCCAGAGAAUCUUGCUAUCGAACGAGGAGCCUUUGGUUUUGGAUCUGCAGUCCCGUUCUCGUGGGCUCAUUCAGAGGCUCCGUAUCACCGAGGAGCGCAACGAACUCGAGCAGGAGGAGGAUGCGAUUGUUGAUCUUCAAGCACUUGCUCGUGCCGCUGUCUCGCGAAUGAAAGUAGGAGACAUUCUUUCCAGCCUCGACGAGACUGAAGAGGAAGCCAUCCAGCUGCAAUCCUUAGCUCGCGCCAUGAUCGCACGUCUCGAAGUUGGUGAUAUCCUGACAGAUCUUGAUGCUGAAGAAGAAGUGAUCGUCGACCUUCAAGCACAAAUCCGAGGACUCAACGUCCGAAACCGUUUCGAAGAAAGACGUCAACACUACAAUGAAAACAUGGAGAAGGUCAUCAAGGCCCAGAGUGUUAUCCGAGGCCGCAUUCAAGGCCAAGCCUAUAAAAGCCUGACCAGCGGAAAGAAUCCACCUGUCGGAACAGUCAAGGGAUUCGUCCACCUUCUCAACGACAGCGACUUUGACUUCGAUGAAGAGAUUGAAUUUGAACGGUUGCGCAAGGUCGUUGUCCAGCAAGUCCGACAGAACGAGCUUGCCGAGCAAUACAUCAGCCAGCUGGAUAUCAAGAUUGCCCUCCUUGUCAAGAACAAGAUCACGCUCGACGAAGUUGUCAAGCACCAAAAGCACUUUGGCGGCCACAUCGGCAACUUGUUGUCAAACACCGAAAUCUCUUCCAAAGAUCCCUACGACCUAAAGGCCCUCAACAAAACCUCACGCAGGAAGUUGGACCAAUACCAAGUGUUCUUCUUCCUCCUUCAGACCCAAUCACAAUACCUGGCUCGUCUGUUCAGGCGAAUGCGCGAGGUGAAUACAUCGGACAAGGAAUACGAGAGGAUUAGGCACUUGAUGAUGGGCCUCUUUGGAUACUCACAGAAACGCCGCGAGGAAUAUUAUCUUAUCAAGCUUCUGGCGCGUUCUGUGAAGGAGGAUAUCGAGGGCUUCACAUCUCUUCCCGAGUAUUUGCGCUGCACGUCCUUCUGGAACAAGCUGUUCUCCUCAUAUGCCAAAUCGCCACGCGAUCGGAAGUUCAUGCGUGACGUUUUGGGCACCGUUGUCAAGGAGUCUGUGAUUGACAACCCAGACCUUGACCUGGAGAGUGAUCCCAUCCAAAUCUAUCGCUCCGCGAUCAACAAUGAAGAGCUCCAAACAGGACAAAGAAGUCGUCGCCAACCAGAUCUUCCCCGAGAAGAAGCUAUCAGGGACCCUGAAACUAGGGAUACAUUCAUUCAACAUCUGCAAGACCUUCGUGACAUUGUUGACCAAUUUUUCUUGGGCCUUGAGGACUCCUUGUACCGCAUGCCAUUCGGUAUCAGAUAUCUCGCACAGCAGAUGUAUCAAAAUCUCAUCGAGAAAUUCGCUGGCGAGGAUCAAGGUUUCAUACUCCAAACCGUGGGACAUUGGGUGUGGAAGAACUACUUCCAGCCUGCCGUUCUGGAGCCCGAAAAAUAUGGAGUGGUUGACCGGGGUUUGACCCAGGAGCAAAAACGCAAUCUCGGAGAAAUCUCCAAGGUUGUGGCUCAAAUAGCCUCCGGAAGACUGUUUGGAGCCGAGAAUGUCUAUCUUCAACCGCUUAACAGCUACAUUGCGGAAUCAAUUCAGCGGCUGGGGCAAAUCUGGGGCCAGAUGAUCUCAGUCCAAGACGCAGAGACAUACUUCGACAUUGACGAAUUUAACGACCUUUAUGCCAAGGCCAAGCCUACCCUUUACAUCAAGAUGUCUGACAUCUUCUCCAUUCACCAACUUGUGGCCUCCGAAAUCAAUCACAUGUGUCCUCACCCAGAUGAUUUCCUGAAAGAACUUGUCCGAGAACUGGGCAGUGUCAAGAGCAACGAGAAUGAACUGAUGGGUGUCAGCUCAACCGAAAUCAAUCUCACAUUGAGUCCCAAAAUGGCCCAGAUGGAAGAUCCUGAAGCUGAAGUCAAGGCGCUGUUCAUGGAGACGAAGCGUUGCAUCCUCUACAUUAUUCGUGUUCAGAGCGGCGCUAAUCUCAUGGACGUCAUGCUCAAGCCACCCUCACCCGAAGACGAGGAGCGUUGGCACGACUUGGUUAGGGAAGAGUUGAGCGCGAACAAUCCCCGCCGGGGUGCUUAUUCCGAGGCGAACAGCUUGAUCGACAUUAGCUCCAUGGGGUAUGCACAAUUGAAGGGUAUUGCACUCGAGAAUAUUCUUCGCCUGGAGCAGACCGGACGUAUCAACCGCCACAAUCACUACCAAGACCUUCUGAACGCCAUUGCCAUUGACAUUCGUACCAAGCACCGUCGGAGAAUUCAACGCGAGCGUGAAUUGGAAGGCGCUCGAUUGACCUCCCAGCGCCUCAGCGGCCAAGCAGUCUACCUUGACCAGCAACUCAAGACAUACAACGACUACAUCGAGCAGGCUAUGAUCACGUUGCAAAACAAGAAGGGCAAAAAACGAUUCUUAAUGCCAUUCACCAAGCAAUGGGAUCAUCAGCGCGAGCUUCAGAAGUCGGGCAAGGUUUUCAAGUUUGGAUCAUUCAAAUACUCCGCGCGCACCAUGGCCGAUCGCGGUGUCCUCGUUGGCUGGAAGGGUUACGCCGAGCGACAAUGGGAUCGGGUGGACUUGACCGUCUCCAGUAACGAGGUGGGCGUGUUCACCAUCGAUGGCAGCAGUGGAAACAUGAUGAUUCCCGGAGCCAAUGCACAGGUACCGCUGGACGACUUGCUGCAGGCCCAGUUCAACAACACCCAAUUCAUGGACUUCUUCGACGGUCAGAUGCGGGUCAACGUGAACCUCUUCUUGCACUUGAUCAUGAAGAAAUUCUAUAAUGAGUGA
Penicillium brevicompactum is the source of this 5313-nucleotide messenger RNA. RefSeq names its product putative Ras GTPase activating protein. Gene Ontology annotation, molecular function: protein binding; GTPase activator activity. Gene Ontology annotation, biological process: regulation of actin cytoskeleton organization; regulation of GTPase activity. Lineage: Eukaryota; Fungi; Ascomycota; Eurotiomycetes; Eurotiales; Aspergillaceae. The transcript is spliced from 3 exons. The coding region runs from base 1 to 5313 and encodes 1770 amino acids. The record is from RefSeq and is a predicted model, not a curated record. Gene Ontology annotation, cellular component: cytoplasm.